UCCUCUCUCUCACGACGACCUGCUCUGCAAAAAACAUAGCUUUGCUUUCUCUCUCUACUCUCUCUCCUCUUUCUCUCUCUAAUCACGUAUUGGAUCCGAGUUCUCAAUGUAAAAACUCUCCCGCGCUGUAUGGAUCAUCAAACUGUCCGAUCUCUUCGAAUUUCAUCCAUUUCUUUGAAGUAUCUUUCUUCACUCUACUCAUAGUUUGAUUCUUUUUCUCUGUAUCUAUCUAUACAAGUGAUUAACCGACUGAUUCCGGUAAGGAUCGUUAGGGCAUUUUCAUUUCAGAUGGGAAUGCCCGAACGAUGAGCCGAACCGUUGACGAAGAAGAAGAGGACGAGCGUUUUUACGAGUCGCUUGAUAGAUUAUUAUCGUCGGCCUCUUCUCGGACUUGUUCGUCUUCUUCCGGAGAAGAAGAAGAAGACGACGACGAAGAAGAAAGAGAUCCGAAUUCGGAUUCUCUCAAUUAUGCUCUUGAACAACCGGUUACUGUCCCUAGGUUUCCAAUGGGAGUGUAUAAUAACUACGAUGUCUGGAUCUCUGAACCAUCUUCUAUCGAGGAACGACGUCUGCGACUUUUCAGACAGAUGGGACUCAUACGUGACCCUCGUCGGAAAAGCAUUCUAUCUUCUUCUUCUACUACUACUACUACUACACUUGAUGAAGAAGAGUUCGGUAGAUCGGCAUCGUAUGAUCAAUGUGUUGUUGAAGCCUCUUGUAGUAACUCUGACGUUCUGAUUCUUCGAUCCAAGUCAGACGGUAGCACAGACAGUCUUCCUGAAAUUCUUUCAAUUAAUUCACCUUUACUACUACCGUCUACUGGAAUUCCUGUAAAUAAUCAUAUUGUGAAGACUCGAAAUGGAAAUGGAAAUGGAAAUGAGUCGACUAUUACCAGUGCCGCUUCACCUAAUAAGCCUCCUACGGGAAAGAAUAGCAGGAAGAUUGAAGAUAUUAGAAAUGAAUCUAACUGUCUUGAAAUCAGCUGCGAUGGGGAGAUGGAUAUUGAAGACAGUUGCGGUACUGUAUGCACAACAAUUAAGGAUCUAGACAAUGGGAAGCAGUUCGUAGUGAAUGAAAUAAGAGAGGAUGGUAUGUGGAAUAAGCUUAAGGAAGUCGGUACUGGAAGACAGUUAACAAUGGAGGAAUUCGAGAUGUGUGUAGGUCAUUCACCUAUUGUUCAAGAACUGAUGAGGAGGGAAAUUGUGGAAGAGGGUAAUACAGAUCUUGUUAACCAUAUCAUGAAUGGAAACCUAGCAAGUGGAUCGAAGUUAAAGAAGAAAGGGAGUUGGUUGAAGAGUAUAAAGCAGGUAGCAAGUACUAUGACGGGUUAUAAGGAAAGGCGAAGUAGCGACGAAAGGGAUACGUCGUCUGAGAAAGGAGGGAGGAGGUCGAGUUCUGCGACAGAUGAUAGUCAGGAUGUAUCGUUUAGAGGUCCUGAAAGAGUUCGUGUUCGACAGUAUGGGAAAACUUACAAAGAGCUCAGUUCGCUGUACAAAAGCCAGGAGAUACAGGCUCAUAGCGGUUCAAUUUGGACGAUUAAAUUCAGCUUGGAUGGUAAGUAUCUUGCAAGUGCUGGUGAGGAUUGUGUGAUUCACAUUUGGCAGGUUGUGGAAUCAGAGAGGAAAAGAGAUAUGUUUGUGGAAAGACAAGAAGAUGGGGGUUUGAACCUUUUGGUUGGGUCGCCAGAGCCAGGUUUACUGUCUCCGAAACUAGAUGGAAGUGCGGAGAAGAAGAGGAAAGGAAGGUCGUCGUUUAGCAGGAAGUCUGUAAACUUCGAACCUGUUAUGGUUCCAGAGACUAUCUUUGCACUCUCUGAGAAACCUUUUUGUUCAUUGCAAGGACAUCUUGAUGAUGUUCUGGAUCUAUCAUGGUCAAAAUCUCAGCAUUUGCUUUCAUCAUCAAUGGACAAAACUGUGCGGCUCUGGGAUAUGUCCAACAAGUCAUGCCUGAAAAUCUUUGAGCAUAAUGAUUUUGUUACGUGUAUCCAGUUUAACCCCAUGGACGAUAAAUUCUUCAUCAGUGGAUCUUUGGAUGCGAAAGUUCGCAUAUGGAGUAUACCUGAUCAUCAAGUUGUUGAUUGGAGUGAUCUUCAUGAAAUGGUCACUGCUGCUUGCUAUGCUCCAGAUGGUCAGGUUGCAUUGGUUGGUUCUCAUAAAGGAAGCUGCCUCCUUUACGACACAUCAGAAAAUAAGUUGCAAGAAAAGGGCAAAGUUAAUCUGCAAAACAGGAAAAAGAAGUCUCACUGCAAGAAAAUAACAGGUUUUCAGUUUGCACCAGGAAGUUCAUCACAAGUGCUUGUGACAUCUGCUGAUUCACGAAUCCGCUUCGUUGAUGGUGUUGAUCUAGUUCACAAGUUCAAAGGCUUCAGAAACACUAACAGCCAAAUACUGGCAUGCUUUUCCUCAAACGGUAGACACAUAGUAUGCGCAAGCGAGGACUCCCACGUAUAUAUUUGGAAACACGAAAACGAAACUCGACCAACAAGAGCCAAAGGAGUAACGAGAACCCAAUCUUACGAACACUUCCACUGUCAAGACGUAACCGUUGCCAUUCCAUGGCCAGGCUCUUCAGGAACGUCAGUCUCCUCCUCCCCAGACUACAUUGAAAACUUUAACAGUAAUUUCGACGAAAUAUCCACAGCCAACCAUCCACCUACCCCGGUUGAAGAACAAGAAGUAAUGGGUAACGAAAAAAGAUCAUCACUUAAUGGAAUCAUUUCAAGUGCUUCAAAUAGCUAUUUCUUAGAUAGAAUGUCUGCAACUUGGCCUGAGGAAAAACUGUUAUCUUCUGCUGCUGCUGCUGCUUCUUCCAAUAAUAAUAAUAACAGUCCCCGUGUGAGCGUUGAGUUCUGUGAUGCGUUGAGCGAUGGUAGGUCGGCGGCUUGGGGAAUGGUGAUCGUUACUGCUGGCCUUAACGGGGAAAUUCGGGCUUAUCAGAAUUUUGGAUUGCCUGUCCGACUAUGAGAAGGGAAGAUAAGAGAAGAGAAGAAGAGGAAGAGAACUAACUUUGAUAAAGUGCAAAUUUGUUUGUUGUACAGAUUUAUACACUUCUUUGGGGAAGGUUUGUUUGUAAUAUUAGAGAGGAAAUGAAAGGAAAGAAAAAGUUGGUUGGUUGGUAGUAUUUUGAGUGAAAGUAGUAGUAUUAGAGAAAGUGGGAAUUUUAUUAUGGAAGUUUUUCUUCUUUUGUUAAUUAGUAUUAUGUGAUUCUUUCAUAUAAUUCUAUUCUCCCACCACAAUAAAGAGGGGAUUGAUUGAUUGUGGAGGGAAAAGGAAAAAAAAAAAUUGCUUUUUUUUAUAAGUACAAUUGUUGUAUUCACACAUCAAAUUAAUGUUGUAUAGAAGAUCAAUAGGCAAAUGUUGUUAUUCCUCCUUA
Molecule: messenger RNA, 3372 nt
Organism: Impatiens glandulifera
Lineage: Eukaryota; Viridiplantae; Streptophyta; Magnoliopsida; Ericales; Balsaminaceae
Product: WD repeat-containing protein 44-like
Exons: 7
Coding region: 306-2963 (885 amino acids)
Molecular function (GO): protein binding
Source: RefSeq, a predicted model, not a curated record